CUUUACAUCAUGUACGUAAUUUAAUUAUUUCUAUCAAUCUCUAUAUUAUCCACGCUAAAAAUCGAUCCAAAAUUCGCAUAUAAAAUUCGCGAACAGACAAAGAAUUAAGAGCUAAGCGUUAUAAGUGUUUUGAAAGAUCGCUCGUGCGGUUCGGACGUGUUCUAUCUCGAGCGUUACAUCACCUCGAUUUAUAUUUUUAAAUUACGUGCAUCAUAGCCGUAACGCCGUAAGCGUCUAAUGUUUAGGGGGUCCCGCGUCAUUUUCGUAGCAAUGGUAAAAAUCGAUAUUUCAGAAAAAUCGAUAACAUAGAGUCGUUCUGGACACUCGUAGAUAAAUUAGAGUUUUAUACGUUUUAUACAAUUUUUUACGUAUAAUAUCGUAUAAUACAGUAUAAUGUAAAAAACCCUAAAAAAUCCUCGGAUAACCCAACCCUGCAUAUGAUCAUAACAAAUUAAUAGAAUUUUUAAUUCAGCACAAAUUGUUAACAAAUACAAUCCAGUGUAACAAAUAUGGUAAUGAUAUAAACAUUAAUAAAGAAACAUUAAUGUACAAGUGUAGAAGACGGUACUAUGUGAAAAAUGUUAAUAAGAAACGAGUAGCAGAACGUUGCGAUGUCUAUAGGAGUGCAAAGAUUGGUACUUGGUUCCACAACAGUAAUCUUGACGUGGGUACAAUAUGCAGACUAGUUGCAUGUUUCUUAAUGUUGCAACACCCACGUCAAGAUCGUACGCAGGUUGAAACUGGCAUUACAUCGCCGACCACGAUUGUUGAUUGGUUUAACUUCUGCCGAGAGGUCUGUGUGUUCUGGGCUGAGAAACAUAGUGAAAAGCUUGAUGGACCAGGACACACAGUCGAAAUCGAUGAAGCGAAGAUUGGAAAACGGAAAUACAACCGUGGUCGGCUUGUAAAAGGUCAAUGGAUCUUCGGGGGAUAUGAGCAGGGGUCAAAGAAGAUAUUCAUCGUACCAGUGGAGGAUCGUAUGGAAAAGACGCUCCUGGAAAUAAUAAAAAAAUGGAUAUUGCCAGGAACAACUAUUGUGUCAGAUUGUUGGAAGUCCUAUGAUUGUUUAAACAAUGAGGGCUUCCAACAUCUGACAGUAAACCAUUCCUAUAAUUUCGUCGAUCCUGAAACUGGUACAUACACUCAACAUAUAGAGCGCGUUUGGAGAGAAGUUCGGGGAAAUAUUCCAAGAUAUGGAAGGAGAGAAGACCAUUUUAUUGGAUAUUUGGCCAAAUUUCUCUUCAAACGCGCCUAUGACUACGCAGAGUGGAUUGAGAUCUUCUUUGACAUCAUUGCGGAAAUGUAUCCUCCGAUGUCAAUGUUCAAUGACCACCCAGUAGCAGCUAACAAUGAAGAACCAAGUACCAGCACAUCUACAUGAAUGUUUUUAUUUUUUACAAAAUACCGUCUUCUACACUUGUACAUUAAUGUUUCUUUAUUAAUGUUUAUAUCAUUACCACAUUUGUUACACUGGAUUGUAUUUGCUAACAAUUUUUGCUGAAUUAAAAAUUCUAUUAAUUUGUUAUGACCAUAUGUAAGGUAACCAUUCCUUAUUAACACCUUUCGUACAAAAUCAAAUUA
Messenger RNA from Mycetomoellerius zeteki, 1581 nucleotides. RefSeq lists its product as uncharacterized. The record is from RefSeq and is a predicted model, not a curated record. Lineage: Eukaryota; Metazoa; Arthropoda; Insecta; Hymenoptera; Formicidae. The transcript is spliced from 3 exons. Bases 545 to 1381 code for a protein of 278 amino acids.